Molecule: messenger RNA, 1940 nt
Organism: Gallus gallus (chicken)
Lineage: Eukaryota; Metazoa; Chordata; Aves; Galliformes; Phasianidae
Product: interferon lambda receptor 1-like
Exons: 7
Coding region: 307-1749 (480 amino acids)
Molecular function (GO): protein binding
Source: RefSeq, a predicted model, not a curated record
GGCACCGAGCACCGGGCGGGCACCGCCGGGCGGCCGCAGCACGUCUCCCCUGGCAGCCGGGUGUCCCUUUGUCAGCGCAGCCCUGUGGGGAUUUGUCCCCACCUCUGUGCAGCGCACCCUCUGCGCUCGCAGCCGGCGCUGUUUGCCGUGGGGAGGGCGCAGCGCUGCAGCUUCGGGGACAAAUAACGCCGUUGGGUUUGAUUUCCUGCACCCAGGUUUUUGGCUGCCCAUGGUGGUCGCGGGUGGCCCGGGCGCUCGGGCACGCCGUGGGACCCAGCGUGGCCAUGUAGAGCAGAUGGGGACGGGAUGAGCCCUGCGCUGCGCCUGCUGCUGUCCCUGGCCAGCUGCGCCCUGCUGCGGGGCACACCGCUGCCCCCCCGGGGGGUGCGGCUGUGGGCUCAGAACUUCCACGUGCAGCUGCGGUGGGAGCCCGACCCGCGCGCACAGAACGGGACCGCAUACCAGGUGGAGUGGAGGAAGCGAACCUCUCACUGGACCAGGGCAGACACCUGUGGGGAGAACAGCACCGGCUCAUCCUGGGCAUGUGAGCUGCAUUUCAACGACAUCCAUGGGAUCUACUGGGCGAGAGUGAGAGCAGUGCAGGAUGGCGAGCCGUCCCCAUGGGUCAGUUCCAGCGAGCUGCUGCCAUAUAGAGACACAAUUGUGGGCCCCCCCACCUUUUCCUGGCAGCUCCUGGGCCAUAACCUCAGCAUCAACCUCAGUGCACCACUCACCCCAUACCAGAGCAGGCAUGGAUCCUACAAACCUCUCAGCAGAGUGCUGCGGAAGCUGCGGUACCACCUGCGCCUGUACCGUGAGAAUGUGCUCCAGCAGGAGGUGCCCUGCAGAUGGACCACCAGGAGAGCAUCGUGCACCUUCGGGUUCCUGAUGCCCAGCACGCAGUACUGCGUCCGCACGGUGGCAGUGGGCAUAGAGCCACAACAGAGCCUGGAGGCUGAGCAGUGCCUGGUGACACCGGCGGGUCCUGCAGGCUUCCCCUGGAUGCUCUUGGCUGCGCUGGUUGCUGCCCUCCCGCUGCUGAGCGUGCCUGCUGUCUGCCUGACCUGUGUGUACGCCUUCCCAAAGCCCUCAGAAAUGCACCUCCCAAAAAUGCUGGCUCUGCUGCCCAGCAGCACUGUGGUGCCCACCCUGGAGCUGCAGGAGGACGCACCAGCCCCGCUGCUGCUGGCCCCCAGUGAGCACCCAGCACCCACAGCCCCGCUGCUGCUGGGGGAGUGGUGUUUCCAGGAGAGGAGUGGUUACUGUCCCAAUGGGUUUGGGAUGGAGCGGCACGAGGGCAGGGCUGCACCCAGCUCCCAGCCAAGCUCCUGGGUGCCAGCACCGGAGGAGGAUGAGGAGGAGGAAAGCGAUGGGGAUGCUGCAGAGGUGUCUCCAGCCAGCAGCGUGAUGGAUGGGGACUAUGGGACGUCGGAGACGUGGCUCUCUCCACACCUCCAGCUUUAUUCCACAGCUCUGGGAAUGGGCAGCAGCCUUUCUCCUGCCCUGCAAGCCAUCAGCUUCGGCCCUGAUGAGCUGCAGGAGGGCACAGCUGGGUCCUGGGUACCACUCAGCUCCGUGAGGUUACCAGGGACCGAGCUGGGGGUGGAUGACAGCAGCACACAGCAGCAGGGCUGUCCCUGCACGCUGCCCAUCUGGCACGUGGGCACACCCCACGAGCAGGAGGCGGCAGCACCCCCAGAGCAUCUCUUUGCCGUGCUGGGUGCUCCCGAAGCAGAGUGCAAGGAUUAAGUGCCGCUACCCAACCCCCACAUCUUUAUUUAUCCCCCUGCGGCUGUAUAUACGCGUGUGAAUAGCGUACGGGCUGAUGCAAAUCCGCACAUAGGCACAGACAGACAUCUCUUUGGUAGAGAUUUCUUUUUCACUUGCCGGGACCGCACGGUUGUUAUUACUUUCCCAAUAACACUAAUUUAUUGCUGAAA